AUGCGUCGGUCCCUCGGCAGUGCACGGCGACUACUGGUGGCGCGCCGCCUCCACACGCGGCACGAGCCCGGCGCCAUCUCCAUGGACACGGCCGUCCUCGAGUAUGCGGUCGACGAGGAGGCAGGAGUCCUCGACAUCCAGCACACGCGCACGCCGCCCGAGAUGCGCGGGCAGGGCGUGGCCGAGAAGCUGUGCGAUGCGGCCUUUGAGCACGCUCGCGGCGCGUCGCUCCGUGUCCUGCCCUCGUGCUCGUAUGUGAGCGACCGCUAUCUGCCCAAGCACUCCGAGGCGCAGGGCAUCGCGGUGAGGUCGGUCGACAGCGCGACGCCGGGCCUCUGCAUAUGCGUCUCGUGGCUCGGCGUCGCGAGCCUGCGACUCGUCGAUGCCAGGCGGCGCAACCCGCUGACUGCGGCUCUCCUCGCCAAGCUCCAGAGCUUUCUGGGCGCGUGCGCUGCCAUGGAGGUGACGCACGGCGGGCCGCUGCCAGAGGUGCGCACCCUCCUCCUCGAGAGCACAGGCCCGGUCUUCAGCUCGGGCCACGACUUCAACGACUUCCACGAGGCGCCGGCCGCCGAGCAGCGGCGCGUGCUCGAGAUGUGCGCCGACGUCAACGCGCUGCUGGCCGAGGUGCCGCAGGUGAGCGUGGCGGCGGUGAGCGGCGCGUGCGUGGCGGGCGGCGCGCAGCUGGCGGCCUCGUGUGACCUCGUGAUCGCGCGCGACGACGCGCGCUUCUGCCUGCCCGGCGUGCGCACGGGCGGCUUCUGCCACACGCCCGCGGUGGCGGUCGGCGCGCGCGUCGCGCCGCGCAAGGCGCUCGAGCUCGCGCUGCUCGCGUCCGACGUCGACGCAGUCGAGGCCGAACGCAUCGGCCUCGCCAACUCGGUGGUCCCUUCGGCGGAGUGGGCGAGCGCCGUCGAGCAGACGGUCAACCAGCUGGCGCGCACCUUCAGCAAGUCGGUCGCGGACGGCAAGCGGACCUUUUACCGCCAGGCAGCCGCGCCCGCCCUUCGUGACCGGUACGCUGUCGCCACCGACACGAUGGUCGACAUGUUCUCGUCCCCAGCCUAUCAGGAGAGCAUGGCCGCCUUCUUGAGGCGAAAGGAGUGA
Molecule: messenger RNA, 1107 nt
Organism: Emiliania huxleyi CCMP1516
Lineage: Eukaryota; Haptophyta; Isochrysidales; Noelaerhabdaceae
Gene: ECH4
Product: enoyl-CoA hydratase/isomerase-like protein
Exons: 1
Coding region: 1-1107 (368 amino acids)
Molecular function (GO): hydro-lyase activity
Source: RefSeq, a predicted model, not a curated record